Molecule: messenger RNA, 1352 nt
Organism: Drosophila nasuta
Lineage: Eukaryota; Metazoa; Arthropoda; Insecta; Diptera; Drosophilidae
Product: zinc carboxypeptidase-like
Exons: 5
Coding region: 34-1305 (423 amino acids)
Biological process (GO): proteolysis
Molecular function (GO): zinc ion binding; metallocarboxypeptidase activity
Source: RefSeq, a predicted model, not a curated record
UAGUCGAGCUAUUAAUUUCGUCGAGCAUUCAACAUGCGUCUGAACUUGUUAAUUUCCUUUUUAACUUGUUUGGUUUUUGCUCAAGCAGCAACUUUGCCAAAGGAUGAAAAAGUGCGCUACGAUAAUCAUGUUGUCUAUAAAAUCAACUACAGCAAUGCACUGCAAAGAGAAUUAAUUCUAAAGCUUGUUGAGAGACAUCAAAGUUUCAGCCUUUGGAGUGAAACUGCAACAGAACUCGAUUUAAUGGUUAGUCCAAAUGCAAUUGAGGAAUUUAAAAAACAAUUAAGUAUUGCAAAUACCACUGCUGAAAUCUUCAUUCCCAAUGUGCAAGCUUUAAUCGAUACUGAAACUGUGGCAAAUACGAGAGCUGCUGAAUCAUUUGGCUGGACACGUUACAACACUUUGGCUGAAAUCGAAGAAUGGCUGGAUGAAAUUUUUAUCAUUUACCCAGCUGUAACUGAGGAAAUUAUCAUUGGACAAUCCUACGAAGGACGCACUAUAAGAGGCAUAAAGAUCUCCUAUAAGGAAGGCAAUCCUGGAGUGUUUAUUGAAAGCAAUAUUCAUGCUAGAGAAUGGAUUACUUCAGCCACAGCGACGUGGUUUAUUAAUGAAUUGCUCAGCUCAGAUGAUGAAUUGAUAAGAGAAAUAGCUGAAAAUUAUGAUUGGUAUAUUGUGCCUGUGUUGAAUGUGGAUGGAUUUACGUACACGCAUGAGAAGGAUCGCCUUUGGCGCAAAACUCGCCAACCCAUCAGCACUUCGAGCUGCAUUGGAACUGAUCCCAAUCGCAACUUUGAUGUGCAUUGGAUGGAGAAUGGCGGCGCCUCUUCGAAUCCUUGUGCCGAAGACUAUGCUGGACCAAAUCCAUACUCUGAACCCGAAAUCAAAGCCAUGUCCGAUUAUUUGAACAGUGUUAGCAGUAAAGUGAAUGUGUUGCUCGCUUUUCACUCUUACAGCCAGUUGCUGCUUUCUCCCUAUGGCCACACACCUGAUGAAUUCCCUGAUAACUACAAUGAUCUAUUGCAAGUGGCCAAAGCUUAUGCCGAUGCAGUGGAAGCUUUGCCUUAUGGCACUGUCUAUCGCUAUGGCUCAGCAGCGAGUGUGCUUUAUACCGCUUCGGGAGCCACCAACGAUUAUGCUUAUCAGCAGGGCAUCGAGAUAGCUUACACUGUGGAGAUGCGGGAUCGAGGAGCCUUUGGCUUUGUGUUGCCGCCUGCUUUCAUUAUUCCCAAUGCCGAGGAAACAUUGGUUGGCAUUAUUGCUCUGCUGUCGGAGUGUGAAAAAUUGGGCUAUCUGGCUCUCAAAUAAAAUUGUCUAAUAAAUUAAUUAAGAUUAUUUCACGAUAAAAAGCGUUU